CUUAGCGCCCAUAUUCUGAAGGCUUCUGGGAGCUGGAACUUUUGCUGUCGAGUUAAUUACGUGCCGGUUGUGUUUCUAGAACGUUACCUUAGGCACAGAUAAUCCAUUAUCACAGGGCUACCAGUCGAGCAGAAACGACCAACACACCUCAACACUUGAAGAUCUAAUUAUCUCGGCUACAGGAAGGCCGACGAUAGUAAAAAUGCGCUACCACCAAGCCUGUAGGCUCUUCAAGACCAAGCAUUGGGGGACCCUCUGGCGAAAUAAUAUCCCAGGCCUUGACGCGUUGAAAGAGAUGUCUCAAUAUACCUUCGUGGCAUUAGAUUUCGAGGGGCGGAUCACCAAGGACAAGCCUAUUGGCAUUACUGAGAUCGGACUUGCUGUCCUUGCCCCCCCUAUUGCUACCAACAGCAUAAGUCCAGAUGCUCUUAAAUAUCAAGGCAAAACACCUGAAAUCUUCUUUGAACAAAACUCGAUCGAAAGCUAUUGGAUCCAAAUCAAAGGAAGGGAGCGUAGCAAAAAGUGUCGAGACCGAUACCAUUUUGGCAACGUCCAGGAAAUUGAAGCCGAGCAGGCUGAGAACGCAUUAGUCACCUUACUACAGUCUAUUCAGUGCCGGUCCAAGAGUCCCUUGGUUCUCGUUGGAUUCGACCUCGCCUUCGAAUUUAUAACGAUCGCAUCACAUCUCUCUCAAAUCACCCAAUAUUUCUCAUACUGGGUUGAUUUGCAGGAAAUCGUGACAGAAAUCUCCAACACAAAGAGUCCCGGCAUGAAAGCUACACUUCUUUCUUUCGAGUUCUUUUCAGAGGACCUAGCUAUCCGUGGUAAGAGCGAUCAUAAUGCUGGAAAUGAUGCGGUUCGCGAGCUGGCAAUCCUUGUCAACCUGCUGUAUCUAAGCAAGGGCAACACUAUUCAAAUUCAGGCCAAGCAGCAUAGAGAUAGGGAUACGUUACAAAGAUUCUGGACAAGGACCCGUCCAUGCCCAAGGGAACUUUACCCCUUUACAGUCAGGAUUCGUAUUGAGGGUAAAGAUUUGAGGUCUUUGGUUCCAAACUGCCAGCAACUAUUUAGUCUCUUUCCUAGCUAUCAACCAUCAGCAGUAGGAAUGACCCGGACUGGCAAUUAUGGCUGGGUAUGUCUACCAACUGAAAAAGAACUAAAACGUUUCAUUGAUGAGCUUCAUGGCCACAAAUUCAAAGGAGAGACAUGGAUCGCCGUCACAGACUAUGAUUCUCAGAUAUCACAUCUAACACCCAAGCAACUUCGCGAGGCCGAACGAGCAAAGCAGGAAGCUCAACGAGAGCAAAAGCAACUGGAAAGACGCGCGAAGAGGGACGUUGAAUCAGAUGAGCUCGUCAAUAUCAGUCCCGCGUAA
This is a messenger RNA of Annulohypoxylon truncatum, 1375 nucleotides long. RefSeq lists its product as uncharacterized. The transcript has a single exon. The coding region runs from base 203 to 1375 and encodes 390 amino acids. Lineage: Eukaryota; Fungi; Ascomycota; Sordariomycetes; Xylariales; Hypoxylaceae. The record is from RefSeq and is a predicted model, not a curated record.